CUGAUUUGAAAUAGCUUAGAUAUUCUAAUGAUAAUGUUAUUAGACGGGAUAAAAUACCUUUAAUUUAGAUUUAUUAUUUAGUGAAAUUUAUAUAUUUUCAAUUGGAAAAUUGUAUUUUCUGAAACUCUCAUAAUUUUCAGUUGUUGUAACGCAAAGAUCUGAAAUUUCAGAUGCUUUCCUGAAAAAAAAAACGAAUUUUUUCUAUGAAUUUCUAGAUUCAAAAAAUCCAUUACUCAAAAAAUCUCAUAUUCACUGUGGGCGUUCUAGUAGAAAAAUGCACUGAAUUUCACUUAGGUACAACAGUGACCGCUCGUGCAUUAAAGUAACAAAGGAUUUUUUUUGAAAUGUUUUGUCUUAAUUGAGCUUUCACCAAGUUACCUGUACUUAUACGAGAAAAUAGGCAUUGUAGGCAAGAAGGCAGGCAGAAGGUAGGCACGCACGGUCGCUUUUUGGUUUUUUUAUUUCUAUAGAUUUUCGAUGAGUAUAAUUCAAAAACUAGAGGUUCUAGCAAGUAAUUUUCAACAAUCAAGAUAUUGGCCAUAUAUGUAAUUGUCUACAUUUCAAAAUAAAACAUUUGAUCAUGUAGAUUUUUUUUGUUCAAGAACGUCUUUGAAAUCAUCGGUUCACAUUAAGUUACCAAAGAUUUCGGCAAAGGACGACUUCAAGAAGAUUUGCAGUGAGAUGAAGCUUCAGAUUCGUGGAAUUCACGGAGAAUAUUCGGAUUUGAAGGAAGGAAUCUAUGACAUCUCGAACAAGCAACGCCUUGGACUUACUGAGUAUCAAGCCGUUCGUCAGAUGUACGAUGGAUUGAAAAAGUUGAUUGAGUUGUGGAGAAAGCCGCCGAAUAAGAACUAGUAUCAUUUUCAAUGAAAUAAAUUUUUUAGUAGAUGA
Molecule: messenger RNA, 891 nt
Organism: Caenorhabditis elegans
Lineage: Eukaryota; Metazoa; Nematoda; Chromadorea; Rhabditida; Rhabditidae
Gene: F11G11.13
Product: arginine kinase
Exons: 2
Coding region: 682-855 (57 amino acids)
Biological process (GO): phosphocreatine biosynthetic process
Molecular function (GO): ATP binding; transferase activity, transferring phosphorus-containing groups; kinase activity
Source: RefSeq, marked reviewed